This is a messenger RNA of Triplophysa dalaica, 2153 nucleotides long. It is a transcript of the gene hnrnpdl, whose product is annotated as heterogeneous nuclear ribonucleoprotein D-like. Gene Ontology annotation, cellular component: nucleoplasm. The record is from RefSeq and is a predicted model, not a curated record. The transcript has 8 exons. Bases 140 to 1036 code for a protein of 298 amino acids. Lineage: Eukaryota; Metazoa; Chordata; Actinopteri; Cypriniformes; Nemacheilidae. Gene Ontology annotation, molecular function: poly(G) binding; poly(A) binding. Gene Ontology annotation, biological process: regulation of gene expression.
GGCAGACAGCUUGCGUCACUGACUGAUCUCCCUCCGCCAUUUUGUUACAGACGCGGCACUUUAUUUGUUCGACCUUUUAAAGUCGCUGAAAUCAGUCUUGCACACUUCCCACAUUCGAUCUAUUUACAAUCACCCCAGAAUGCUGACCGAAGACCAGACCGACUUCAGCACAGAUGAGUUUCCAGAGGGAUCGAAAAUAAAUGCUAGUAAAAACCUGCAAGAUGACGGGAAAAUGUUUAUUGGUGGACUCAGCUGGGACACCAGCAAGAAAGACCUUGCUGAUUAUCUAUCGAAGUUUGGUGAAGUCUUGGACUGCACCAUUAAAACAGAUCCUAUGACUGGACGCUCCAGGGGAUUUGGAUUUGUGCUCUUCAGAGAUGCUGAGAGUGUUGAUAAGGUGUUAGAGUUACAGGAACACAAGCUGGAUGGGAAACUAAUCGAUCCAAAAAGAGCCAAGGCAAUUCAGGGUAAGGAACCUCCCAAGAAAGUGUUUAUUGGUGGUUUAAGUCCGGACACUUCCGAAGAUCAGAUCCGGGAAUACUUUGGAGCUUUUGGGGAAAUUGAAAAUAUUGAGCUGCCCACAGACACUAAAACAAACGAAAGGCGAGGUUUCUGCUUUAUAACAUACGUUUCAGAGGACCCAGUUGAGAAACUUCUGGAGAACAGAUACCAUGAAAUUGGAUCAGGAAAGUGUGAAAUCAAAGUUGCUCAGCCCAAAGAAGUGUACAGGCAGCAGCAAAACAGAGGAAACAGGGGCUUUGGAGGAGGGCGAGGAGGUGUCAGAGGCCGAGGAAGAGGAGGACAGAGUCAAGGCUACAAUCAAGGAUAUAACAACUACUAUGGCCAGAACUAUGGAGGCUAUGGAAACGGAUACAACCAAGGCUAUAAUGGAUAUUCUGGCUAUGACUAUUCUGGGUAUAAUUAUCAGAAUUAUGGAUAUGGACAAGGCUAUGAUGAUUACAAUGGUCAACAGAGCAGUUAUGGCAAGGCCUCACGGGAUGGUGGAAACCAUCAGAAUAGCUACCAACCAUAUUGACAUAGCGACUUUACGUUCAUAUUAAUGCGGGGACUUCAUUGCAGGCCGUGUGUCCCCUGACCACGACAUUCUCUGGGCGUCGCACAUAGCGGGCAGAGAGCACGGCAUGCACAAGAAAACGCUGUCCAGUGGUAUGGUCUCUUCAAACUUCCUGUACCAGCGUAAAAAAAGUCAAAGGAGAUUCCCCCAUUUCCUUAAUUUGUCGGUUUUCUUUAACAUUUUAAAAUGUGUUUUUUACAGGUAUUUAUUAAUGUAACCUAAAAGUGAUUGAUAACUGCUUUGUUGUAAUCUCUUUUUCAAUUUUAGUGCUCUUGUAUUUCAGUUGUGGAGCUUCAAUGAUUUUGAUUUAUGUUGGUUUCUUCCUUAAAACGUCACCUCCCUUGUAAAUUGUAUAAACUCAUAAUGCUUGCUUUUUGUCUUUAGAGCCCAUAGCGAACUUCAAAUGGGUACACUUCAAGUCUUGUCCUUAAACAUAGGUUUUAAAGAUCAUAUGUAAAGUUGGUUUUGAAGCCAUUAAAAGCUGAUGAAAUCUGUGUUAGACAGAUGCUAAAUAUUGGCUAUAUAUAUCACAUCUCUAAAUUUUAAGGAGAAAGCAUUUGGAUUGGCUCCUUAAUGGUGUUCAUCAACUAACCUCAUGGAGUCAAAGCUUUUGCUGGCUUAUAAACUGUAUUCUGUGAAUCUAAAAGUGAUUAUCAACAUAUGAUCUUUAAUUUUUAAUGGUGGUUUUCCUAGUUUAAAAUCAACAGCUCAAGAAGUUUAACAAACAUGGACGUGCUUUUUUUUACUGUUGUAAAUCAAUAAAUCAUGGCGUGUUUUUCUCUUGUAGGUCGGCAGGCUGAUUUGAGCAUUUGACUUUGUUCCCUGGAGGCAGCUUGUGGAUUCCUGUCCCUUAACAACUAUAAAAAUGUUAUUUGGUCCUUGAGACAAAUUCUGUGUCCAACCUUGUAAAUAGUGCAGUGUUUUGUUUCUAAGUUUGCCUUAUUCUGUGCUUCAUUCACAUAGAAUCUGUAGGUUUUGUGCUGAUGUGUUCUUAAAUGUUCAGUAGGAAAGUGUCAUUUGUUUUGUAUUUUAGUUUUUCCUGCAGUUUUUGGAUAAAGGGAUUAAAAUGGGAAAAAGU